AUGUCGUUUGAGAGCAGACCUCUCCUCAUCACCGCUGCCAGAUCCCCGACAGGACGUGUUAAUUACAUCGAGAACUUUCUGAAAACCCUCCAGAUACCUCGUCAGCUAGCUUUGUGUCGAACGGUAGCUGUGUGGGGGAUACGAAGGAGAACAGUGUACAGGGCGUUGGAGCGCAUCGGGCUUUCUUCGCAAUAUGGGGUUACGACCGAGAAAAGGCCACGGACACUUGAGCAAAACGUCCACAGUAUUCCCCAAGGACCACAUGGUAGAGAUCCUGUGAUGGUACCGCUCGAACAGCAACUUCCCAAGGCUUCCCACCAAACCCUGCGCGGUUGA
Messenger RNA from Coprinopsis cinerea okayama7#130, 336 nucleotides. RefSeq lists its product as hypothetical. The transcript has 2 exons. The record is from RefSeq and is a predicted model, not a curated record. Bases 1 to 336 code for a protein of 111 amino acids. NCBI's taxonomy places the organism in Eukaryota, Fungi, Basidiomycota, Agaricomycetes, Agaricales, Psathyrellaceae.